AUGGCAACCAACGAUGUCAUAUCCCCCACAGAAGCACAGCAGCUUGUCAAAAGGAUCGCUCUCGGUUAUGGGUGGAUCGGCCAGAGAGCCCGGGAUGAGACUCAUCCUGACGCUCUUGAAGCGAUACAUAUACUCCAAGAAAACCUUGGACUUUCGGUCAGAACACUAGCAACAAAUCUCUACAAAAGCCAGGCUCGAUUCGUAUUUGAAUUGAUCCAGAAUGCCGAAGACAACGCUUACACGAGAGCUAAGUCCAAUGGUGCAGUACCUUACAUUGAGUUCACCGUCUAUCCCAACGAGAUAGUUAUCGACUCAAAUGAGGAUGGAUUUACUACCGAAAAUGUGAAAUCAAUAUGCAAAGUUAAUCAUAGCACCAAGGGAAGAGAUGGCGUUCAGCAAUUCAUUGGUGAAAAGGGCAUUGGAUUCAAGUCCGUCUUCAUGGUGGCAUCGAAAGUUCAUAUCCAAUCAGGUUCCUUUUCAUUUUCCUUCGAAGAUUCACCGGAAGAACUUGAAGCACCAACCGAUAUUGACGUCGAAAAUCCAUCUUCUGGGCGGCAGGCUGCCGCUGCUCGUAGUAUGGGUUUGGUGACUCCAAUUUGGGAGCCUGCGGAUACAGUUCUGCCAGACCCUCUGACCCGCAUGAAAUUGACUCUCCGGAAUAAAUUGAGCUAUUCCAAACUACUUUCGCAUUUCGAUACUCUCCCUGACACCUUUCUCCUCUUUUUGAAUAAGCUUGGUGCCAUCACAAUUACAAGAAGAGACCGAGAGACUGCGGAGUCUACCACAUUCUCAAGAACACUAGACGAAUCCUCCAGACAAGCGACUUUAAGCAAGGCCCAACGUAUAGGUUCCGAGGUCCUACGACCUUCUUUGAAGCACUACCAUAUUACCCGGAGGACGCUGACAAAUUUGUCACCCGAUGAACGACGAAACGGCAACUCUGCUGAAGUAGUGCUUGCAUUCCCCUUCGAGGAUGAGGAACCUAUUAUUGUUGACCAGGAGACUUAUGCGUACCUGCCUAUGGGGAACUUCGGAUUCUCCUUUCUUAUUCAAUCCGACUUCAUUACGGAGGGUAGUAGGGAGGGUGUGAUGGAGGACAAUCUCCGGAACAAUGAUAUACUUGACGGCAUAGCUGAGACAUUCCUGGACGCCGUGCUUCAAUUGUGCAAGCAUCCCACACUUCAAUACAAGUGGCCGCGAUACAUCCCACAGACAAUACCAAACCCUUUCUGGAGACGCAUUAAAGAAAAGAUCCACCAACUCCUCAAGGAGCGCGCAGUCUUGCGCGGACAGCGCCAGGGCCCUCUUCGGCCCAUCCGUCAGUUGAAGAAGAUCCACAAAGAUUUCAAAGAUCAAUUCGGCGACCCCCUUGUUGCUGACUUGGACGAGGAAUUGUAUCUUUCAUCCGAAUACCAAGAGGAAGACAUAGCGGCUCUCGAUAAACUGAAUCUAGCAUUUAUGAACUUCGGUGAUGCAUUGGCGCGCUUCAAAUGCGAUUUGAGCAGAGGAACUGCCCGGUCUAAGUUCAAAUCCAACGAAACGACUGAUGAUUGGCAUAACAGGACUGCAAAACUUUUACUGCAGGCUUUCAAGAUGAACUGGAAAUCUUCGACACCUGACAAAGUCCGUGAACUACCAUGUAUUCCACUGGAAAGUGGAGAGUGGACCGCAAUCAUCAAUGGCGCGGUAUACUUUCCUCGCACGGAGGGUAUACUUAUCCCAACUGAUCUUGGAUUAAGAAUUCUUGACGAGAAAUCUUUCAAGGACCCGAUAAGAGAGGAACUUUUUGUCGCCCUAGGGGUUGAGCAUGCUAAGAUCCAAGAUAUCAGAGCACUCGUGCUGGAACGCUAUGACAAAGCAGAGUCUUUCAUCACCUUCGAAACAUCUUUGAAUGAUCUUCAAUUUCUGUAUUCGGCAUAUUCUCCAAGAUCAACUGUUCAGCUUCGCAAAUCGACUUCUCUAUUCGUCUUUAAUCAUCUGGGCCGUCGAAUUCAAGACGAUGAAGAUUUGUAUUUUCAAAGUGACGAGGAAUAUAGUUUUGAAAAGUUGAUGGGAUCAGUCUUGGAGACAGCGCCAUAUAACAAUGGCCUUGUUGGCUCUUUCAUUCAUCCAAAUUAUCUCAAGCGAAUCGAGCUUCCUCCUGCGAAAAGAUCUGAAUCCCACCCAACAUUGAAGACCUGGUUACAACGAUCCAUUGGUGUAUUGAGCCACCCGCGGCUUGCAGACUCCCAAGAUUCCACGCAACUAUCACCGAUCUUCCAUUAUAUUAUCAAAGAGUGUCCGGAGAAUAUGUUGGGGACACUGAAGGCACAUGGGGUAUCCUACGCAGCCGUGAUGAAUAGUGACUUGGCAUCAAAAAUAUCCGAGGCUGUUGUUCCCAACACCAACAUUGGCUCCAAAUCUUUGAAAGAGACUUUCCUCCCCUUAGAGAUACUGACAAUCAACUGUAGCAAGUUUAUCGACGUACAGGAAUUCCCUUUCUUGAGACUGGAAAAUGGAACAGAUGUUAAGGGAUGGAAAUUCCUCAAAGCGUUUCACGUUGGGAUUGAAGAUAACCUUGACUUCUGGUUGCAGGUACUAUAUUACUGCAAAUUUUCGAACGCGGAACUUCGAUAUGAGAUAUAUGAAUUCAUUCAAAAGAAGAUUUGGACGUCGGAUUCCCCGAAUGAGGAUGUACAGAAGGUUCGGUAUGAAUUAUCUUUCCGUUGUCCAUCGACCCGCAUCCCCCGCAUCUAUAAAUCAGCCAGUAAGCUUACCAGUCACUACUCCAGAAAUUUCGUCAACGACGAGAAGCUCAUACUGGCACCUUCCCGCUUAGAAGGCUUACCCUCUUGGACUUGUCAAGCGUUUUGCUUUUGGGACGCACCAGACUACCUGAUAUCGACCAUUCCUCUACUCCCUUACUUGUCACGCUUUAACACAACUAUUCUUACCGCUUUCUUUCAAGGCACUCUCGAUAUUCCGGAUGUUUCUUGGGGAAAUUUGAGUGAUGAGCUCCAUGAUCGUCGGCUAGAAAAUCUGCACGAUAUGAAGAUUUACCAAGAUAUCUAUCUUCGCCUUCAGAAAAUGUCAGCCGAUAUGGAUUCGGAAGAAUUGAAAUCUCUCCGGGCCGAUUUCGAGGCACGUGCGCUCAUCUACGACAUGCAGGGCCAAUGUUGGAAGCCUCCAUCAAAAUGCCUGUGGUCAAAAGACGCUCAGGUGCCGGGGAAGAGUAUAAUCAGCGGCCAGUAUCCAAAUUUGAGGGACUUGUUUGUGGGGGUGCUUAAAGUCAAAAUUCCGAAUUUGAGUUUGCUCGUCCAAGAGCUGAAACUAGUCGCACAGUCUUCGCCAUCAAUUGAUGAUAUCAAGAGUCUGAUUUGGCAAAUCAAUGCAUUUGCUCCGACUAUCAAGGAUUUGGCUCAAUUAGACGAGUAUAAGAUCAUUCCUGUAAAAUGUUCAAACGGGACAGUCGAACUACGGACGGGACUUGAAAGAUUCUCGAUCAUUGACCGUCAGCCCUGGGCUGAUGCAUUUGAAGGAAAACUGGAUGUUGUCGAUUUCAGUCUCAAGGAAGUCCGGAGUUUGGAACCUUUUUUAUCAUGUAUGUCGGGCGGGAGAUACUUGUCUAUGGUUGUGAUUGAAAAGUCCUCUUUCGAGGGCUCUCUCCCAGAGCCAAACCUUAAGAGAACAAGGGAUUUGCAACGACGUGCUUAUGCACUCUCUCGCUGUGCAACACACUUUAAUAGCCCUAGAGCAAAGAACGACAAUCAACAUCUCUAUCAAUUACUUCUCAAAUCAAAGGUGUACGAAACGGAUGGGAUUACUGGAAGUCUUGAGCAUACACUUCUUGGUAUAACCGUUAAAAUCCGCGAAAUGAAGCUUCACAUCAAAGAAAGCCCAGAAGGUUUGCAAAUAUACGUUCCGAAAAAUUCGAGGGACCAAGAGAUUUGUUAUCUGCGGCUGCUUCCCACGACGUUAUUCAACGAGACCAUGAUGGUAGGAGUUGAAACUAACUCUACAGCGGCGCUUGAUCCAGAAGCUGUAUCAAUAAUUUCGGCAAUAUUCGCGUCUAGCGAUGAUGUUGUUGAUUUGGUUCUUGAGGAAGCUGGUAUUGUCCCAGUCUCAUAUCCUGAUCAGUACGAGGAAGAGUUUCAACAAUCGCCAGACAACGUAGGCGCAGAUCAAGAGCAGAAUGUGGAAAGCGAUAUCGAAACUCUCACAUCAGAAACGCAGCCAGAAACUACAUCUACUGGCCUUGAUACCCCGUCCGCUCAGAGCACCACGUCUUCGAACGCUGCGACUUCUACCUACCGGGCAAACUAUCAGCCAAAUGUCCCAUCACAGCCGAUUCAGCCUAGUAAUUUCCUAGCAGCUAUUUCUCAGCCCAAUCUUUCAGACAGGGCACCGCGCCAAUUUACUCCCGAAAGCAGCGAUGUGGAGUAUCGACGAUUGCUGAACAACAUCAUCACUGCAGCGAGAAAUAAAAGAGGAGCAUUUCCAUCGCGGGGAGCCUUCAAUCUUGACGAACUUUUAAAUGCUCUACCGGUAGAGGCCGCAGAAGAAGUGAACACGUACGAUCUUCCUUUCGGAGUCAGGAAUCAAAACCAACUUGCUCAUGACAUGAAAAUUGGAGCUGCGGGUGAACUCUACGCUUUUGAAAUUCUUUCCUGUCUAGAGACUACUCUUCCUGAAUUUGGUCACCAUAACUGGGAGAGCACAAUCCGCAAGUUUGUGAAGGUCCAUGAAAAGUACCGGGACAUGGAGGAAUGGAAAGGGUCCGAAACGGCGGACAUUACAUACGACGACAAAAACGGAGAAUUCACGCAGCUUCUGAUCGCCAACGGCUACUUGGAUGGAAGCAUUUGGGCUGCCGCAAAGCCAAAGUACUUCCUCGAAGUGAAGACGACAACAAAAGAAGGUGCCACCAAGCUCUUUGUGAGUAAGAGUCAAUAUCGAAGAAUGCAUAGAAUGAAAUUAGGUGCUCACGCAUCAGAUGAAGUAUAUAUAAUCCUUCGUGUCUUCAAUCUGGAUAAAGAGAAUAUUGAUAUGCGUCUUUAUGUUGACCCGGCUGGAAUGGAAGACAGGGAAUUAAAAUUCACACCGGAGUCUUACUCUGUGGUUCCUCUGUCAUCUGAUAGACGUUGA
Messenger RNA from Lachnellula hyalina, 5124 nucleotides. RefSeq lists its product as uncharacterized. The record is from RefSeq and is a predicted model, not a curated record. NCBI's taxonomy places the organism in Eukaryota, Fungi, Ascomycota, Leotiomycetes, Helotiales, Lachnaceae. The coding region runs from base 1 to 5124 and encodes 1707 amino acids. The transcript is spliced from 7 exons.